AGGGGGCAAUUUUGCGGAAAAGUAUGCAAAAGUGGUGAAAUGGUAGGUUGCCAGAUCGGAGUUCUGCCCACAAUCCUCUCAGUCGCGGCGCGUGCCAUCUUCAGUGUGGUGGAGGAAGUGUGAGCCAGCAGCACUCAGAGGUCCCGCAGCGAUGACCUAAUUCUUUGACAAAUCCGGAGUUUGGUCAAUUUUGGCUGCCUGUGGCUGCUGAUAUUCAGUAGAAAUACGUUCCUGGCCACCUCUGGACAAUGUGCAUAGCACCACAAUAAGUGUUCCAGCCGCACCGUUCACCCUAAUAGCCCAAAAAUGUGCUCGCCCAACUAGGAGGCAUCUGUGAAACAAGUGCAUUGCAUAAUCGUAAUCAAGGCGCGACAUUUUGACGUGAGGUGUGCGCGAUGGCCGUGUUUUUGAUCAAUAUUUGUAAGUUCAAUGGAUGCGGAAUAACAUUUCCCAAUCUGUACAGCCUCAUACAGCACAUCGAGGAUACGCAUAUUGAUUACGAUCCGAAGGCGAUAGAGUUGAAGGAGCAGCAACAGCCACCAUGUCUACCCCUGAGUUAUGUUCUGCGCUUCAUCACGGACGCCGCUCGCAAGGAGGCCUCCUUCCUGGCCACCUCCGGCGCGGACAUCAAGCGGAAACUGACCACGAAACAUCACAAUAGCUACAGCGCCUCUUCCUCGAACCGCAGCAACACACCCACCGGCAGUGAGAUGGACGAAGAGGAGAUGAUGGUGUCCGAGUCGGAGGACAGCAACGACUCGUGGACAACGGAGGAGUUCAGCUCGGAAUUCAUCAUGAGAUAUGGAAGCCGGCAUUCCGGAAAUCAGGGUUCCAGCUCGCUGAACGAGAAACCAUUCGCUUGUCCCGUGCCUGGAUGCAAGAAGCGCUACAAGAAUGUGAACGGUAUUAAGUACCAUUCGAAAAAUGGCCACAAGAAAGAUGGAAAGGUUCGGAAGGGCUACAAAUGUCACUGCGGCAAGAGCUACAAGACAUCACAAGGGCUGAAGAGUCACACAGUCCUGGCGCACAACACGACUAGCAUGGGCGCUCAGCCGCCGGGAUCGGUCUCGCCAACGGGCAGCAACUGCAGCAAUACGUCCGGCAGCAGCAACUGCAUUAGUCAGGGCACGGGUCAAUCGGGCGGCACUCUAAGUGCCCCCCAGCUGAACACCAAUGGUUCAAUACAGCUGUCGCCAACAUCACCGCUCUCCAGCAUCACAGUCAGUGGUGGCAACAGUGUGAGCAGCUCUCCGCUCAAGAAUAGCUUCGGAUUGAUAACGAUCAAGGCGAAACCGGGCCUCGUUGGGGUGACAAACAAGCUGGUGAAGCUUGUGCCUGAGAUUCCAGUCAGUGGUGGCGACAAGAUUGGCAAGACGCUGGACGCGAGGAGUCUGGGCGUUCCAGUGACGGCGGCGACGGCCACGAAAAUGAGCUUGCCCGGUCUCGUGAACUUGGGCAUUUUGACUCCAGCUACCUCGCCAAAACCCCUAUCGCAACUACCCACCCAGUCUUCGGUGGCGCAGCCACAGCAGCAGCAGUUGUCUGUCCCGAGCCAGCAGACAGGCCAGGCGACCACGACAGCCACGGCCACGGUGACGGCCGAAUUGCUCCCUCUCACACCCAUAAGUCCCAACAUGAGCGUCAAUUUCACAACUCCAGGUACCAGUAAAAGUAGUUCAGACGAUACGUAGCCUAUACUAAAAACGUUGCUUAUGCGGAAGAAAUAGUAGUUGAUGAGUUGUUCACUGUCCGUGUCUAAGACUUGUGUUAUACUUCCUUUCCUAUCUAUUCAUUCUUUUUAUAAAAAAAAGCAGAAAACUUGAGCUUCAUUUUAUCCUAAUCUUUGCACUACUAUAAGUUCCAGAAAUCACCAAAGAUAUCUUAAGAUAAUGUCUGAGGCUAUUUUGCGAGAAAAAAAUGAGAAAGAGAGAAAAGCGGAGAAGUAAGCAAAAUUCUUCCAUUUGGCUAUUUUUUCGUGCUCUGGCUAAAGCGUGGCUGAAAGGAAAUACGCUCUAGUUCUUUAGGUGUUCAAAUUGGAUCCUUUUUUUUGGCAAGAAAGGUGAAGAUAUUGCUUACCAAAGGAA
Phlebotomus argentipes is the source of this 2084-nucleotide messenger RNA. RefSeq names its product transcriptional activator GLI3. NCBI's taxonomy places the organism in Eukaryota, Metazoa, Arthropoda, Insecta, Diptera, Psychodidae. The record is from RefSeq and is a predicted model, not a curated record. The transcript is spliced from 4 exons. Gene Ontology annotation, cellular component: nucleus. Bases 396 to 1691 code for a protein of 431 amino acids.